UACUUGCUGUUGCUAAAAAUAGAACGUCUGGUGUAUGUCGUAAUGCGCUAUGCGUUUUAUGAAUUAUUCAUAUUGACCUACCCAUAAUGCAUUUUUGUGUGUACAAUAAAUCCACGACAUGACUGAACUGGAACAGAUUUUUGGGACUCGCCCUUCCGAAGAGUGAAGUAAUAAGCUCUAACUAUGCACCUUCGAGGCUGACACAAACAAUCUCUGGAGCUUGAAUACGGCAGCCUUUUGGCCAGACCCGUAAGAUGAUUAGUGGCAUCCUGCCACAUCAGUGGGGGAGCUUACCAUGGACUCAGAAUCGCAGAGCCUGACCAGCAGCCCUGGCAUUUCCUCGGAGUUUUACGAGCCUGACCCUUCGAGGAGCGACAACAACAACAACAACAGAGGGACGAGCCCUGGGGUGGGCCCUGAAGAUCUGUAUUCAUCGCCUUCAUCUUCAAGCAGCGAUCGAGACACUCAAUUUUCCCCUGAGAACUAUCAAGAUGAGGAGUUCUAUGGAAAGUUGAAGGUCAAAGUUCGCAGGGACGGCAAGAAACUCACUGAGAAGAAACGGCGGCAGGACCUGCAGCAGCAGUACGGCAACCUCAGACUGUUGGUGCCAGGGUUACAAGAUGUGGAGGGUCGCACGCCAUUCUCAAGGAAUGUUAUACUCAAAAACACACUGCAUCACAUUGAACAGCUGAAGGUCUCUGUGAGUUCUUCCCUCCACCUGGCAAAUGAACUGCGACUUGAACAAGAAUACAACCACCAGCUGGAAAGGGAAUGGCAAAUGUGGCGAAAAAAAGUAGAGGAUUUGAGGAAAAAGAAACAACGAAAAUCACAGACAGACAAACCAGCUCCUCAACAGUUGCAUCCAGAUAUGCUAAACGACAUGACAUCACAACAUGGUCAGUCCAAAUGGCCACCUCAGCACCAAUCAAACAACUUGCAGACAAUCACAUGACAUGCAGCUAUUGCAUAAUUCCACAACCACUAUGCAAAAUGUCUUCAGAACUAUGUAGUUAACAAAACAGUUUCAGAAUUAUAUAUGUGACCGGCUCCACAAAAAAGGGUAUUAAGUCGUGCUGUGCAUUAUUGUGUAAUGGCCCGCUCAGUGUUGAGAGGGUGAAAAUCUUGUAAAAAAUGUGAUUUUCAUUUUUUUGUCAUGAAUGACAUCUUUAAAACCUACAGUUUCAGGGUUCAUUCACAGAAAUGUUGAUUUUGAUAAAUAAAGUAGGAAAAAAACUACCAUUUUAUGUGCAUCGUUCUGUUGUUCUACAACAGAGCCAGCUAUUUCAAAGCCUGUUUUCUCUGUUGUGUAAUUCGAACUCCAAGGAGGUAAUUAUUAUACAAAUAAGUCAUGUCUCCAGAACGGGAGAAGCUAUGGAGCUCUAUUAUAUACCAAAUGAAAGGGCUUUCCAACCAUGUAUAUAACUCAAUUUCACUUUUUUUGCGACGUAAUACCCUUUUUCGUGGAGCCGGUCACCUAUUCUUACAUUGGUGGUAUGCCUAAGAGACAUCUACUUUGGUUUUCUCUCCAUCCUUAUUAAAACUGAAAGAUUUGAAUACUUGGAACUAAAGUUUUUCUAUGCAAAUUCUUAUCUUGUUUCUGGUCUUUUUUUUUUAAGUGGAAUGUGUUUUAUUAAGGUGAGAUUUAUUCAACGUACUUACAAUGCAAAGCGGACACUUUUUGUGAAAUAGAUUUAUGUGUCCUGUAAAGGUGGCAAGGUGGGUUUAAAUACUGUUGAGAUAUGAAGUGUACUUAAUUGAAUUUUUGUGUUAAAAAUAAUGUGCCUUAUCUGUCGUUAAUUGUUUGAUGAAUGUUCUGGCAGUGGGUGGUUUGAAAAAUUAUUGUGUAAAAACUAAAGGCAGUGAGAAAGCAAUUGGUAUUCAUUUGGAAAUGGAAUAUUAAAUUUUCAGGGAUGUAUUUACAUUUGUACAGUGUAGCAAACCUGAUGUUUCAAAAGGGAUGUUUUUACAAACGAAGGAUACAAAUAAGAUGGAUGUUUUUCUCAGAAUCGAGCGCAUCUGGUCAAGUUGGUCAACAAGUCCAACUACAUAAUACACAUUUCCCUUCACAGUACUGUUUUGUGUGUUGCACUUGGCUUUCCCAUUCCUGUGAUUGCAGGACAAUGAAAUAUUUUUUGGGGCAACAAGUGUCAGUAAAAUCAUGGAGCAUUUUCUCAGGAAACAAUUUUUUUUUUUUUAUUACAGUUUUUUUUUUAUGUUCGAUGUGCAUAGUUUGGCAGUUUUGACUUUCCAAAUUAGUUUGUACAUUUGAUUUGUUCUAAAUAAUUUGUCAUACAUAUGAGUCUUGAAGGAUUUAUUUUUCGUGAUUUGGAUCUUAAAAAAGGUGCAAAGUUGUCAAAAAUGAUUUGCUUGUUAAAAAAAUGGUUAAGACUCUUUUCAUUUUACCAUAAACUUCAGGAUGUGUAGCAAUAUCGAAUUCUGUACUUAAGGUUGUUCCUAACUAAAUUGGCUGCAUAGAAGUUCGUUUUUCGACAUGUUGGCCUUUUAUUGUUCAAACAAAGUCCCACAUAAAGAAACCUUGAUUUGUUGCUCUUUCCGUUGAUUUUGGUUAGACAUUUAAUCAGAAAAACUUACUGUUAAACAGUUUAAGUUAUGAUAUGCUUCACCAUGUUGUUUUUGUUAUUGUAAUCUAUAUUUGCAUUCUACUUCUGUAAAUUUUGGGUUGUAGCAUCAUUGUGUAUAUACUUUGUGACGUGUGAUGCUUUUUCUAAAAUCUCUCUGAAAUAUAGUUUACUUUGUCUUUCAAAUUACUGCCUUUCAGUCAAAUCGAAAUAUGUGGUUUAAAUACACAAAGAAAUAUUUUCAUAUGAACAAAACAUGUGGACACUAAGUACUUGAACCGGCAUUUUUAUUUAAAAUAAGUACAGGUAUUCAAACGUUCAUCAGAACUGAAAAAUUCUAAAUUCCUUCCAUGUGAACUGGUGUUUUUGUUGAUCACUACUAACACAAUUCUUAUAUGCAACUCAGUUGGUUUAUAUUUGAAAUCCAAAUAUUGGCGUGUUGAUCACAUUUUCUGUGUGGUAUCUUAUAAUAGAGGUGGUUGAUGUAUAUUUAAAUGGUUUGAUUCGCAAAAUGUGAUAAUUGUAGUCAAGUCUUUUUCACCAUAAUUUAGACCUUUCAGGGCCUUUUUUUAACUGUUUAUUAAUGUCUUUCACAGCAACAGAUAUUUGUAUAAUUUGUGCCUUUUGAUAACAAGUGCCUUGCAUCGUACAUGAUUUUAACAAAUUGUCUUGUUUUGGUUUUUGUACUGAGAUCUUUUCUUAAAAAAGUGCUUUGUAUGUAUGCAAAUAUAAGUUUUCAUUAAAAUAACAAGGUUAGUCUUAUUAAGUAA
Molecule: messenger RNA, 3349 nt
Organism: Patiria miniata (bat star)
Lineage: Eukaryota; Metazoa; Echinodermata; Asteroidea; Valvatida; Asterinidae
Exons: 5
Coding region: 296-952 (218 amino acids)
Molecular function (GO): protein dimerization activity
Source: RefSeq, a predicted model, not a curated record